UUGUUACAGCGUGUUCGUACGUUCACGACUUCACUGGAGGAGUUGGCGGCGCGCGUCCAGGCGGCAGAAGCGGCACGAGCCUCGUGGCGCGCUCCGGGAGAUGCCAGAGAUGCGCGUGCUCAGUUGGAUGCUGUUUCCAGAGCACGUGCUCAACUGCCGCCACUGCGCCGCCUUGCUGACGAGCUUCGCGCUCAAGCUCAGCAACUAGCGAGAGAUAACGUCCAGUUACCGGAUCACUUGAGAGCGCGACUAGAUGACCUUAAUUCUAGAGUGACAGCACUAAACGCUGGUGGAGAAGAACGCGCUCGACAGCUUGCGGGCGUGGCGAGAGAUGGGGGCGCAGGCGCCGCCCAGGGCUUCCUCGCCGGCUCUGUACGCCCGCCUUGGGAGCGAGCCGUCACACCUGCUAAUGUACCUUAUUAUAUCAAUCACGAACUGGAGACCACACACUGGGAUCACCCGAAGAUGAUCGAGCUGAUGAACUCGCUCGCCGACCUCAACGAAGUACGAUUCUCGGCUUACAGGACAGCAUUGAAGUUGAGAACUGUGCAAAAAGCUCUUUGCAUGCACAUGCUCCAGUUGCCGGCGGCGCUAGAGGCAUUCGACUCGCACGGGCUUCGCGCACAAAAUGAUAGACUCAUAGACAUACCCGACAUGAUCACAGUCCUCACGUCUUUAUAUGAAGUGAUUGCAGCAGAGAAUCCGAGUCUGGUGAACGUGCCACUUUGCCUGGAUUUGUCCAUCAACUGGUUGCUGAACGUGUACGACAGUCAGCGCACGGGACAGAUCCGAGUGCUCAGCUUCAAGGUCGGCCUUGUGCUGCUCUGCAAGGGGCACCUGGAGGAGAAGUACAGAUACCUGUUCCGACUUAUCGCAGACCCGUCGUGUCGAGUCGAUCAGAGGAAGCUGGGAUUGCUUCUUCACGACUGCAUACAAGUUCCUAGACAGCUUGGAGAGGUGGCUGCUUUCGGAGGGUCCAAUAUCGAACCCUCGGUUAGAAGCUGUUUCGAGCAAGCUUCUGCUACCACCAAAGAAGGAAGCAAAGGGGGCACUCUCGACAGAAAAGGAGCGACAGAGAAGGACAAGGACAAAGAGAAGGAGAAAGAAGAGAACUCAGAGAAGACAGAACGUGAUGCAGAUGGUCAAGUGCAGCAGAUCGAGGCGUUCCACUUCCUGCAGUGGCUGCAGAAGGAGCCGCAGUCCAUGGUGUGGUUGCCCGUGCUGCAUCGCUUGGCUGCCGCAGAAAGUGCGAAACACCAGGCCAAGUGCAACAUCUGCAAAGACUACCCCAUCGUUGGAUUCAGGUAUCGUUGUCUCAAGUGCUUCAACUUUGACAUGUGCCAGAAAUGCUUCUUCAGCGGACGGAAGGCCAAGAACCACAAACUCACACAUCCCAUGCAGGAGUAUUGCACUGCUACUACUUCCGGCGAAGAUGUUAGAGAUUUUACCCGAGCUCUCCGCAACAAGUUUAAGUCGGCGAGAUAUUUCAAGAAGCAUCCACGAGUUGGAUAUUUGCCUGUCCAGACAGUUCUAGAAGGUGACGCGCUGGAAUCUCCAGCGCCGUCCCCACAGCACGCGUGCGGCGCGGGGGCUGGUGCGGGCGACGAUAUGCACUCGCGCCUCGUUAUGUCCGCCGGCGCAGGUCGAGGGAGCGCGACCACCCGACACGCCCGACAGGUACGUCUAUAUCGCUCUGUCUCGUUCUUACUGCACGAUUGGUCUGAGCUGUACGCUGGCAGGUGA
Molecule: messenger RNA, 1743 nt
Organism: Parnassius apollo (apollo)
Lineage: Eukaryota; Metazoa; Arthropoda; Insecta; Lepidoptera; Papilionidae
Source: the annotation of a GenBank genome assembly